UUUUCAUAAACACGCUCCGAUGUUAACUUCCUUGGAUGAAAUUUCCUCUGCUUCCGCCUGUUUAAGCACGUUCCAAAACUGCGAAAUUUUUAAAUGGAAAAAUUACGACCUGCGUUUACUUUAUUUUUAUUUACGUACGCUUGAAAAUGAUGCAACGUAAACCGUCUAACCGGUCGAACCGAUGACAAACAGGAAGAGGAAUUGUUUUUUUAUCAAUUCGUAUAUUAAGAACGCGAGCUCGUCUACCGCAGCUAAAUUUUAAUACCGAUACCAAAGACGUGGUCAUGAAUUCGGGAACUGUGAUUUCGAUUUUCAUCGCUUUCUGUUUGAUCUCCAAUUUUGAACAUUGUUACAGCCAAGUAUACGACAGAGCCAAGAUAGUGACGUAUGGCGAUCCGUGUAUCGUGUCACGGCAAUUGCCAAUUAAGAUCGAGGGGCCGAAACCACCCGCGAAAGAAGAGAAGAUACCUAUAUCGUUGGAUUUUAGGAUUGUUUCGGACAUGUACGCGCAGCCCCAUCGCGUCGAAUAUCCAAUUGCGAUAGAUGUACCACAAACGACUCCAUCGCCAUCAGAAAAGAGCAUUGAGAACUAUACUUCAGAAAAAACAUCUUACGUGUACAAUACUUAUGUUCCCCAAACCGCUAACAUACAAAUUCCUCCUAAAAAUUAUAAUUUUGCGGUUCAAGUUCCAGUUCGGACCAAACAUGUUCAUCCAGAGAAGUCCGAAGAAAUAUUUUAUCAACGAUUGAGGGGACUUGCGGCCCAUGUCGAUAGAGUACUCGUUCCUGCUUGCGAGGUUUCACCGCCUUCCAUGCCAUUGACAAGAACCACAUCGAUGCCUUCGUUCCCAAGUACUCCAGGCUUUGAAUGUAACUGCCCGAAAUCGAACGAUCUUCCGGGUAUCUUUUCUUUACCCUCGUCGGGUAUGAGUCCAAUGGACACCGAGGCUGAAACAUCGGCUCCUCAACCAAUCGUAGUGCCCCAUUCGGAGAAACUCUCGGAUUUAUUCUCACAUCUUAUGGGCUCUCCAAAACCGAAUCACUUUCCUCUGUCGUUAUUCGCCACGCCCCUACCAUCGCGAUACGGUUCUCCAGUUCAACCCCAAUCGUUUUUAAACCUUCCAUCAAGAUCUAUAUUAGACUCUCCUCCAAGCAUCGAGUCGCCUUCAGAAAUGUUCCCGAGCAAUACCCCUAACAAACUCUUUGAAACAUUCUUUCAUCCCAUUGAUACAACAGGAACUACUUCGCGACCCGGGUCCUCAUCACCCACGUCAUCUUCUUCGUCGAAUACGAAGCCAAACGGUAAAAUCAUGAAUUUCUUCAAUUUUCCAUUCUUCCCAACGAGAACUCCUCAAACGUCCACCUCCGUUCCUCAGUUCGAAUCCUCUCCCACCGAGGCGACGCCUGUUACACAUUCUGUGAACAGUGAUAAUCCACAAUCUAUGUCAAGUAUAUUGCCCGAAGGUUACAUCCCGUUGCUGCCACCGUUACCUUCAGGAAUUCCCCAAAGUAAUCCCUUAAAUUACUCCGCGCAAUCUGACCUCCCUCCUUCCGCUGAUAAGCCCUCUCCAAACAACGUGUUCCCACAUUCAGCACCGAACGCUCAACGGGAUGGUAACGAUCCACGUUUGCCACAAUUUUUUAUUCGUCCAUCGGAAGGACCGUCUCAAGGUGGUUCCUCCGGUCAUCCUUCGCAAAAUUCUUUGCCUUCUUUCGCGAUGUUGCCCAAGGGGGAGGAGGACUGUGAUGAAACUUCGCACCCUUUAAGUUCUUCGUGCCAAACGCAACGCGAACCUUGGAACUCGAAACCGCAUCAUCCGCGUCCGCCUCAAGCUUAC
This is a messenger RNA of Colletes gigas, 1838 nucleotides long. RefSeq lists its product as uncharacterized. Lineage: Eukaryota; Metazoa; Arthropoda; Insecta; Hymenoptera; Colletidae. The annotation marks the transcript as partial. The record is from RefSeq and is a predicted model, not a curated record. The transcript has 4 exons.